CUCCGGAGUUGUCACUUGUCCGCUCUAAAACGGAGGGAACAAAAUAAAAUAAAAUAAAAACCGCCAUGGCACCGAGAACUUGAAUCCCAUUUAAAACAAGAAGAUUUUCAUUUUUCUCCCUCCAAAUUAUAAUGCAUUCAAGGCUUGGGUUUAUCUUAGCAUCAUGCUCCAAAAGAAGAAUUAGGCUUAAUACUUCUUCAUCAACACCAUCAUUUCCACUCUUCUCUACUCUCUCAUUAUCCUUGCCGUUAGUAUUACCGCCGGCGGCUGCUGGGGAGCGGUUAAUUAGAAGAGUUUUAAGUAUUUCUCUGUCCAAUUUAUUGUGCAAUUCGGCCACUCUUGCCAGUGGGUCCCUAGGCCGGAGCUAUUCUAGUUACGCCGUUGAACAGUUCUCUGAUGACGAGUACGAAUGCGAUUACGACAACCAGCCGGCAUCUUCGUCAGUGGCCAACAUUGAUGAAUGGAAGUGGAAACUUAGUAUGCUGUUGAGGAAUGAAAAGGAUCAAGAAAUUGUGUCCAGAGAUAAAAGGGACAGGAGAGACUUUGAGCAAAUAUCGAAUUUGGCUAAACGCGUGGGACUUUACUGCGAAAUAUAUGGCAAAGUUGUAGUUGCAAGCAAGGUGCCUCUCCCUAACUACAGGCCAGAUCUAGAUGAUAAGCGACCUCAGAGGGAGGUCGUUAUCCCAUUGAGUUUACAGAGGAGAGUUGAGGGUCUGCUUCAGGAACAUUUGGACCGAUUGCAGCUAAGUUGUGUUAAAAGCGAUGAAGCUUCAGGCGAAAGAAAAUCCAUGGAUCAGGUUGAAGAUGUGAAUAAUGAAGAAAAUCCUGACUCCCUCCUUGAUGGAUCUGUCAUGGAGAAGGUUCUCCAGAGACGGAGCUUGCGGAUGCGUAACAUGCAGAGGGCUUGGCAGGAAUCACAUGAAGGAAGAAAGAUGCUGGAUUUUCGGAAAUCUCUCCCUGCAUUCAGGGAGAAGGAAAGGCUGCUUCAAUCUAUUGCAAAUAAUCAGGUGGUUGUGAUAUCUGGGGAGACUGGGUGUGGUAAGACCACCCAACUUCCUCAGUACAUAUUAGAGUCAGAAAUAGAAUCUGGUCGUGGAGCAUUUUGUAGCAUAAUUUGCACACAGCCACGUAGAAUAUCUGCUAUGGCUGUUGCAGAAAGAGUAUCUACAGAAAGAGGAGAGCCUCUUGGUGAAUCAGUAGGCCUUCUAUUGCUCUUUUGCUUUAACUUUUCUUAUGAUUGA
Molecule: messenger RNA, 1241 nt
Organism: Coffea eugenioides
Lineage: Eukaryota; Viridiplantae; Streptophyta; Magnoliopsida; Gentianales; Rubiaceae
Product: DExH-box ATP-dependent RNA helicase DExH3-like
Exons: 6
Coding region: 132-1241 (369 amino acids)
Cellular component (GO): nucleus; intracellular anatomical structure
Molecular function (GO): RNA binding
Source: RefSeq, a predicted model, not a curated record